AAGUUCCGGGGCUGAGAUUGAAAAGGGCGCUCACCCUUAAUGGUGGAGGACUGAACGAGGUUAGGGUGGCAGUGGGGAGAGAGGUGAAGGGUAGCCUGGUGGUCGGAGCCAGGGAAGGCGGGUAUGGAGAAUGGGUUCCCAGUUUGCAGAGCUGUGACAUUGCCCCGGCGCCUGGGGGUCUGCGGGAGGCGGCCGAGAACAGCGAGUCCCUCACCCCGGGGGCUGCUUGUGUUGCGCAGGAUACCGAGCAUCUCUAUACAGUAGUGUUCGAAGAGAUCUGUGGGCGUUUUGGGAAGACCUAUACUUGGGAUGUGAAAGCCUUAGUCAUGGGUAAAAAAGCCUUAGAAGGGGCACAGAUUAUUCGAGAUGUUCUAGAUCUUCCAAUAACUAAAGAAGAGUUAUUACAUGAAAGUAAAAUGAAGCAGGAGAAGAUAUUCCCUACUGCUGAAUUGCUGCCAGGGGUAGAUAAGCUGAUCCGUCAUUUACACAAACACAACAUACCCAUAGCUGUUGCCACCAGCUCAGCUGAAGCGACAUUCCAGAUGAAAACAGCCAGACACAAAGACUUCUUUGGUCUUUUUCAUCAUACUGUGUUGGGAGAUGACCCCGAGGUGAAGUGUGGCAAGCCACAACCUGAUGCAUUUCUAGUUUGUGCAAAGAGAUUUCACCCUCCUGCACCUCCAGAGAAGCUAUAUAUGCCAAGGGAUGUUAAAGACAACAAGAAGAGCUUCUAUAAGUCCAUAGGAGACAAAAGGAAGACUAGGGAAAACGUGAGCCUGUCGCUGAAUGAGAUGGGGGGCUUGGCUACACAGAGCAUGAGAAAGGCUGAAGUACUGAAUGCAGCAAGCCAGGAACGCCAGGUCCCGGAGACCAGGCGGAAGGGUUGGAGCAAGGAAGGUGUACGCUUGUUGGAAGAGGAUCACGUCAGGGAAUACACAAGCAAAUCGGACAUGAAUAAGUCCAUGGGCCCUGAUAGGAUGCAGCUGCGAGUGCUGAGGGAGCUGGCAGAUGUCAUUGCAAAGCCACUCUUGUUGGGACAGUUUGCUGAUGAAGAGAAGAGAAUGCUCAGGGGGAUCAGGGACAUCUGUGCUGUCUGCGUGUGUGUAUGGGAACCUGAGUGCCAGCAACCAGAGUUGUACCACAGAGCAGGUGCCCACGUGCCCAUGGUGCCAGCGGCUGGAGCCAGCGAGGGUCCCUGUGCCCAUGGUGCCAGCGCAGCUGGAGCCAGCGAGGGUCUGGGUGCUGGCAGCUGGGCUGGGACCACGGGACGGAGGGACCGUGUGCUGACAGCCAGCAGCCGGAGGGACCGGGGCGAGUGA
Messenger RNA from Balearica regulorum gibbericeps (East African grey crowned-crane), 1319 nucleotides. Lineage: Eukaryota; Metazoa; Chordata; Aves; Gruiformes; Gruidae. The record is from RefSeq and is a predicted model, not a curated record.